Molecule: messenger RNA, 4137 nt
Organism: Struthio camelus australis
Lineage: Eukaryota; Metazoa; Chordata; Aves; Struthioniformes; Struthionidae
Source: RefSeq, a predicted model, not a curated record
AGUCCGCCGUCGUGCAAGCUUUCCCCUCUCCCUCGAAUCGUUCCUCUUCCACGUGCUGAGCAACUGGCAAGCGUACCUCUUGCUGGAGUGAAACCGGACUGGGAUUUGCGUUUGCACGCUUCGUCCGUAAUAGCAGCGCGGCGUUUGAGAAGCAGGAUUCAGUAGCUGAUGCUGGUCCCCUAUCAGAAGAGUUCGUUUGAAGACUGCCCAUAGACAAUCGAUGCCUGCGUUUGCUGAAGUUCUAGGAUUCUUCUGUUUUGCUGUUUAAUUAACUGAAGAGUCCAUUGUUUUCCCAUGAACCAUCUUUCACCUCUGGAAGAGAGAGGUGCAAAGUAGGUCAACAUGAGUGGCCUUGGGGACAGUUCAACGGACCCUGCCAACCCCGAUUCACGGAAGAGGAAAGGCUCGCCGUGUGAUACGCUGGCCCAGAGCAAUGAAAAGCGGCGACGGGAACAGGAGAACAAAUACUUAGAGGAGCUGGCGGAGCUGCUGUCUGCAAACAUUGGGGACAUCGACACUCUGAGUGUCAAACCCGACAAAUGCAAGAUCCUGAAAAAGACGGUUGAUCAGAUCCAGCAGAUGAAGAGGUUGGAACAAGAGAAAGCAGCCGAUGACGAAGUGCAGAAGUCGGACAUCUCGUCCAGCAGUCAGGGAGUGAUCGAGAAGGAGUCGCUGGGACCGCUGCUUCUGGAGGCGCUGGACGGCUUCUUCUUUGUGGUGAAUCGCGAGGGGCGCAUCGUCUUCGUCUCCGAGAACGUCACCAGCUACCUGGGCUACAACCAGGAGGAGCUCAUGAACACCAGCGUCUACAGCAUCCUGCACGUGGGCGAUCACGCCGAGUUCGUCAAGAACCUGCUGCCCAAGUCGCUAGUAAACGGAGUCCCUUGGCCUCAAGAAGCGACGAGACGCAACAGCCAUACCUUCAGCUGCAGGAUGCUGAUCCGGCUCCCAUUGGCAGAUUUCCAGUCAUGCCUGAUCUGCAUUGCGAGAAGAUUACCUCGACCCGCAGCCGUCCCCCCUUCCGAGUCCUUCGUGACCAAGCAAGACACGACAGGUAAAAUCAUCUCCAUUGACACCAGUUCCCUGCGAGCUGCCGGCAGAACAGGCUGGGAGGAUUUAGUGCGGAAGUGCAUCUAUGCUUUCUUCCAGCCGCAGGGCAGAGAGCCAUCUUACGCCAAGCAGCUAUUUCAAGAAGUGAUGACGCGUGGCACAGCCUUCAGCCCGUCGUAUCGGUUCACCCUGAGCGACGGGACGGUUCUCAGCGCCCACACCAAAUGUAAGCUCUGCUACCCUUCCAGUCCAGAAAUGCAGCCCUUCAUCAUGGGCAUCCACAUCAUCGACAGGGAUCACGGCAUGCUCUCUCCCCAGGAGAACACGAACUCGGGGCUCUCCCUGCCCCGGGUGAGCCCCUCGCUGAAUCCCAGCAUCUCCCCAGGGCAAGGCAUGGCCCUGCCGUCCUCCAUCCCUCCAUCCAACGGCAGCAUGUUGGCGACCAACGUAAACCAGCAGCCAGGCUCCGGCCUCCACAGCAGCAACUCCAGCACCAGCCAGACAAGCUUUGGGUGUUCACCUGGUAGCCAGAUAGGAGCCAACGUUGCCUUAAGCCAGGGACAAGCUGGUCCCCAGAACAGUAACCACACUUUAAACCUCAGUAGCUCCCCCAUGAAUAGUCCAGGGAUUACCCCGCCGCAGUUCAUGUCUCCGAGGCAUCGGGUGAGCCCGGGACUGGUACCGAGGCCCCGAGUGCCCAGCAACAACCCUUUCUCCCCCACCAUGCCCACCAUGCACUCCCCCGUGGGGAUGGCCAACAUCCUGCCCACCACGGCGGAGCAGCAACUGCGGCACGCCGAUGCCGACACGAGCUGCAAAGACUCCCUCGCCUGCGCGGGCGCCGCUGGCGGCCUGGCCGCCGGCAACCCGCCGAGCAGCACGUGCCCUUCCUCCCACAGCUCGCUGACGGAGCGGCACAAAAUUUUGCACAGACUCCUUCAGGAGGGCAGCCCUUCCGACAUCACCACGCUGGCGAUGGAGCACGACAAAAAGGAUAGCGCCCCGAACCCCGCCAGCACCCCCACGGCUCCCAGCCAGCUCCCGGGAACGCCGGAAAUCAAACUGGAGCCCGAGGCGUUGAAGAAGAAAGAUGUCAAGGAUCACCAGCUCCUGCGCUACCUGCUAGACAAGGACGAGAAGGAGCUGGCCGCGGCGCCGGCCCUCAGUCUGGACGACGUGAAGGUGAAGGUGGAGAAGACGGAGCAGAUGGAUCCGUGUAACACGACCCCCGUCCCGCUGCCCAAGCCACCCGCCGCAGAGGAAGUCAAGCUGGAGUCGCAGGGCCAGGUGAGUGGACCCUUGCGGAUCCGGGCCGGCAAGAUGCUCGCUGGACCUCGCUGCCGCCUGACGGGGGGCCUCGGGGGGGUCAGCGGUAUCGGAAUGACCGAACUGGAGAUGGGGGUGCCGGAGCAGCAGUUUGGACAGCCGAGCCUGGGGGAGCAGAUGCCGUGGCCGGACAACAGCAUGGCCUCCAUGAGUUUUCCGCGCUUUCCAGAAAUGUCGUUUUUUUUGCAGCCGAAGGGUUCCCGGUGCCUUCAGCUGCUUCGCUUCCAGCUGCUCCAGCUCCGUCCAGGCCUCCUCUGCUCUGCCUCCUGCCGUCCUGCCCAAAACGCUCGCGGGCGCAAAGCUCGGGAAAAGCACGGAGGUUGUCUCCGGCCGCUCAGCGCCGCGCCGUCCUCCCAACUCACGCCUCUCCCCUUGCCUCCUUGUCCCCGCAGCCCGUGCAUCACGUCGCAGCUGGACGAGCUCCUGUGCCCCCCGACCACGCCAGAGGGCCGCAACGAUGAGAAGGCCCUGCUCGAGCAGCUCGUCUCCUUCCUGAGCGGCAAAGAUGAGACGGAGCUGGCCGAACUCGAUCGAGCGCUGGGCAUCGACAAGCUGGUCCAGGUAGAGAGAUCGCCCUUGGUGGCGCUGGGGCUGGUGGGACGUCCAGGCGUGCAGGUGCCUUUGAAGGAGCUGGGUUUCCCCCGGCAGCCCCUCAGCCGGCCCCCGACGGCCCCCAACCAGCUGCGACUUCAGCUGCAGCAGCGACUCCAGGGCCAGCAGCAGCUGAUCCAUCAAAAUCGGCAGGCAAUCCUCAACCAGUUUGCAGCAAACUCACCGGUCGGCAUCAACAUGCGGGCAGGCAUGCAGCAGCAGAUGACGCCCCAGCCUCCGCUCAACGCCCAGAUGCUGGCCCAGCGCCAGCGGGACCUCUACAGCCAGCAGCACCGGCAGAGGCAGCUCAUGCAGCAGCGAGCCAUCCUGAUGAGGCAGCAGCGCUUUGGGAACAACCUGCCGCCCUCGGGCGGGCUGCCCGUACAGAUGGGGACGGCCCGCUUGCCCCAGGCGCCCCCGCAGCAGUUCCCCUAUCCCCCCAGCUACGGUACGAACCCAGGCAACCCGCCCACCUCCACCAGCCCCUUCUCACAGCUGGCCUCCAACCCCGAGGCGGCGCUGGCUAACCGCAGCAGCAUGGUGAACCGGGGCAUGAUGGGCAACGUCGGCGGGCAGUUUGGCGCCGGCAUGACCCCCCAGAUGCAGCAGAACAUCUUCCAGUAUUCGGGAUCAGGCAUGGGCCAGCAAAGUGAGCCCGCCUUCACCCCGUCGCUCAGCCCCAGCAGCCCCCUGAUGUCGCCGCAGCUUCCUCCGUCUCAGAGCCCCAUGCUGCAGCCGGCUCCACCGACACCAGGCUACCAGUCGCCUGACAUGAAGACCUGGCAGCAAGGAACGAUGGGGAAUAACAACGUAUUCAGCCAAGCCGGGCAGAACCAGCCGGCGCCUGCUCAGCAGGGCAUGUACAACAACAUGAGCAUCACCGUGUCCAUGGCGGGAGGAAACACCAGCGUCCAGAACAUGAAUCCCAUGACGGGACAGAUGCAGAUGAACUCACUGCAGAUGCCCGGGAUGAACUCCAUGUGCUCGGAGCAGGUCAGUGCCGCGCGGCGCUCACUCGGGAGCGCGGGCGGCGGCGGGCGGCUGUCACUCAUCCGGCUCCCCUUGGUACAGCAGGUUCAGGUGUUCGCGGACGUGCAGUGUACGGUGAAUCUGGUAGGAGACCCCUACCUGAACCAGCUUAUCUCUGUGCGGGGCCUACCUGGGAGCUAG